Microtus ochrogaster (prairie vole) is the source of this 2676-nucleotide messenger RNA. It is a transcript of the gene Bcas1, whose product is annotated as brain enriched myelin associated protein 1. NCBI's taxonomy places the organism in Eukaryota, Metazoa, Chordata, Mammalia, Rodentia, Cricetidae. Gene Ontology annotation, biological process: myelination. The record is from RefSeq and is a predicted model, not a curated record.
GAAUGACCACUGUUUAUGUUUGUGUUUACAGUCGAUUUGGGAAUAAGCAUCUCCAAGGAUAAUGCAGCUGCUUCUUCCCCCAAGACAAUGGAGGCCCAAGCUGUGGCCGAUGCCAGCGGAAAGAAUCUUGGGAGAGAAGCCAAGCCCGCCGCACCAGCUGCUAGAUCGCGUUUUUUCUUGACACUCUCUCGGCCUGUACCAGGACGUCCCGGGGACCAAGGCACGGAUUCAUCGGCUGCAUCGGGCAGGCUUGAUGUCAGCCCCGGCACAGCGCCUGUGAACAAAGACCCAAGUGAGCACGGAGCACUUCCGGUGGCAGCUGCACCCGGGCCGGCUGCGGAUAAAAGGCCAGGGUGCACUGAGGCCAAGCAGCAGGCCUUUCCUGCCACCUGCCUGCCCGCACCUUCACCACCUGAGUCCCAGGCAGAAAGCCCCUCCAAGCCCAAAGACUUCGGUUUUUUCGACCGAUUGUUUAAACUGGACAGGGGAAGAGAAAGUAUCCCAGUCGACAGCCAGCCUGAAGAAGCCAAGGAGGUGAGGGACCAAAACCAGGCCGCGGAGACUCCUGCUUUGCCCGGGAAUCCCCAUGGUGUCCUUGCUGGGGAGGACAUAGUUGUCGGUGAGGGGAGAGGACGCGAAGUUGACACUCCGAGUUACUCUGUCUCUGGGGAUCCAGAGGCGCUGGGGACCAAGAAGGAGGACCCCCAGGAGGCAGAAACCAUAGAGAAUAUCAACUCCAUUAUGAGCUUCUUCAAGACCCUUGUUUCGCCUAACAAAACAGAGACCAGAAGGGACCCAGAAGACACGAAGGCAACCAAGGCAGACAGUGUCUGCGAUGGACACGCUGGCCAGAAGACAUUGGAGACGCAGGCUAAGAGCAAGAAGAAACGCCUGGACAGCCCCAGGCUAGCACUGGCCUUUAGAAAGUUCUUUAGGCAUAAGGAUAAUGAAAAUGCACCCACUACUUCAGCCAGUCUCACGUCAGAGAAAGCCAACUUCACACCCCAGGAGACCCAAGGGGCGACCAAGAGUUCAAAAGGCUGCAGCCCACCAAGUCACGUGUCAUCUGCGACAGCCAGCGACACAAUAAAAGAAGGUAGCAAGGAGAAGUCAGGGCCCACCUCGCUGCCUCUGGGAAAGCUCUUUUGGAAGAAGUCAGUUAAAGAGGAUUCACUCUCCACAGGUGCAGAGGAGAAUGCAGUGUGUGAGCCACCGGUAGAGACUGUAAGGCUUGAAGAAGUAGAGUCCACCUUACAAACCGUGCAUCUCAAUGAAGAAGAGGCCCAGCCCGAACCCACAGAUGUAAAGGUUAAAGAAGAAAACAAACCCCGGAGGACCCCUCUGAUGGCGUUUCUCAGACAGAUGUCAGUGAAAGGGGAUGGAGGGAUCACCCGCUCGGAAGAAAGUGCUGGGAAAGACUCCAGUUGCCAAACAUCAAACUCCACAGAGAAGACGCCCUCGCCCCCGGAACCAGAGCCUGUGGGAACAGCCCAGAAAAGCAAGGAGAACUCCUCAAAGGACAAGAAGUCAGUGGACAAGAAGUCAGUGGCCGAGACCAACAAGCAGAAGAACAGCAAACAGGAAGCCAGAGAACCUGCACAGUGUGUGCAACCUCCUGUGGUGGAGGCCAACGCACUGCAGAAUGGGGACAAGACCCCAAAGAAGUCCGAGAAGCGGCGACAGUCCCUCGGGGGCUUUCUGAAGGGGCUGGGACCAAAGCGGAUGUUGGAUGCUCAAGUGCAGACAGACCCUGUAUCCAUCGGACCAGUUGGAAAAUCCAAGUAAACAAAUCACUCCAUUCUCACCGGGUCCUCUUCCCACUCCACCUCACGUCCAGACUCACUCUGUGUAUAUAUCUGUUUUUCUCCUGGCCACAACUUCAACCUGAAUUGUAGAUCGAGGUGUAUUAUUUACGUCUCUGGUCUGGUCUUUCCUGGCAAUGUAGCUAUAAAGAUGGGUUAGCAGGUUAACUAGGUAGUUCAGGAGAGCUGGUGAGCGCCAGGCGUGGGGUGGAGGAGGUAGAUAAAGGCAUCUGUGCUAGGUGAUGAAAAUAGCAGUAACCAGUGAGUAAAGGAAAAAUGCAGAAAUGAGAAAAAGAAUAUUUUGCAUUAUAGUAACUGCUGACUCGUCCCCUAAGCGUCAAAGGGGAAGGGAAGAUCCGUUUGUUUCGAUUCACACUGGGAGGAAGGAGGACUCUAGGCAGGCUCUGCCUUGGGCAUCUGCCAGUUUUCUGGAAUGGACCAUGUGGGGAGUGAAGAGGAAUGGGUAAGAGUUGGUUUUCAAAUAGGGUCCUUGAAAGUUAUCGGUGAAGGGAAGUGAUUAACUGGAGAGGGAUUGCAAUGAUUUGGGGGAACAAUUAUUUCUGAAGUGUAGGGACAAGGGCAUGGGAUUACCAACUCCAAAAGAAAACCCAAGAGUAGAAGGAAAUUAAGUUGCAGGUUUGUUUUGCCACACAAAGGGGCGCCAAGACCUCCACUUUUCCCUUUGCAGCUGGUACCCCUAACAAAGACUGUCUGCAAUAUUUCGUUAUUAAUGUUUCUCAGAUGGUGGAGGGGCUUGCUUCAUCUUUUCCAUCUGACGCUUAUCUCACGCCUGUCUGUAAUUUCCUAAUGUGUUCAGGAUGUUCUCUGAUUAAAAAACCUUCCCCUAACCUGGUUAAUAAAAAUUUACAGAAGA